Aspergillus japonicus CBS 114.51 is the source of this 315-nucleotide messenger RNA. RefSeq lists its product as uncharacterized. Lineage: Eukaryota; Fungi; Ascomycota; Eurotiomycetes; Eurotiales; Aspergillaceae. The transcript has a single exon. The record is from RefSeq and is a predicted model, not a curated record. Bases 84 to 269 code for a protein of 61 amino acids.
GCCAGCCCUGGGCAAAGUCCCCUGCCCGGGAAGCCGUAGCCAGUAAUGGAGUAACUACGGAGUAGGGAAGGUAAAGUGACGUAAUGACCAAAAUAGGUGUAACUCCCCCCCGACUGGAGCCCAGUGACUGGGAGCCGCAGCGGCGAGUUCACACGUUCUCUGCCCGUCCGUCCCUCUUCCUGUCUGUUUGUCUGUGUGGUGCGACCUGCCUCCUGCCUGCUGUCUCUCUCUCUCUCUCUCUGACUAAGGCUACAAGCCCAUUUGCCUAAUUAACUAACUGUUAAUGAACUAGCUACUGCGGGAGAACACCACAUU